Messenger RNA from Helianthus annuus (common sunflower), 1844 nucleotides. Its product is annotated as mitotic checkpoint serine/threonine-protein kinase BUB1. The transcript has 13 exons. NCBI's taxonomy places the organism in Eukaryota, Viridiplantae, Streptophyta, Magnoliopsida, Asterales, Asteraceae. Gene Ontology annotation, molecular function: ATP binding; protein kinase activity. The record is from RefSeq and is a predicted model, not a curated record. Gene Ontology annotation, biological process: meiotic sister chromatid cohesion, centromeric; protein phosphorylation; mitotic spindle assembly checkpoint signaling. Bases 124 to 1689 code for a protein of 521 amino acids.
UUUUUUUUUUUUUUUUUUUUUUUUUUUUUGAAAAAACUAGAGCCAUUUAACAAAUAAUAAUUUGUGUUACCCAUUUCAUUUUGAUUCAAAAAUUCCCGGCCCCUUUGGAGUCGGAAGAAGGAGAUGGCAGCGAACACUAUCGUCUCCACCGGGGAUGGGGAUGACCCUCUCCUACCACAUCUCUGGUCGAUUAAAGCAGCCCUAGACAAGUUUGAUUCAUCCAAAAAUGAGGAACAUCUAUACCACCUUGUAUCUCACUGUAUCCAAACCUUCAAGCACCAUUCAGAUUAUCGAAAAGAUAUCCGAUUUCUCAAGAUCUGGCUUAUAUAUAUGGAUUUUAGUCCAGACCACAGGGCUGUCUUCACAGAAAUCGAACAACUCCAAAUUUGCUUGGAUAAAGCUUUGCUAUACGAGUCCUAUGCAUUGGUCUUGGAAGCGAAGGGGAUGAUGGGCGAGGCUCAUUUAGUGUAUCAAUCAGGCAUUUUAAGGAAUGCUGAACCAAUAGGGAGGUUGAAGAAGGCACAUGAAUGUUUUCUUGAGAGAAUGCACACAAUAGUAGGCGCCUGUUCACUUCCAAAGAUGGAUGGAGAGAAUGAGAAUGGAUAUGUGAAUCCGUGGUCCAUCUCAAUUAUAAAAAAUCUGUUGCAAAAGAUGAAUGCUCAAUUAGCAAAAUACCAAGGAUACCAUGCAAGUAGUAAAUCUUAUUCUGGGAAGGUGACAUUAUCAUCUUUGCACAAGUCAGUUCGGAAUAAAGUUAUUGAGAUAGGUGGAAAUAAGUAUCAGAUCAAGGGUUGUGCUGGUAAGGGUGGGUUUGCACAAGUAUACAAGGCGUGUAUCAAUGGUAAUGCAGACGAAGUCGUUGCUUUGAAGGUACAAAAGCCUCCGUUCCCGUGGGAGUUCUACAUGUAUCGCCAACUCGAUAAGAGAAUACACGAAAAUGAAAGAAAAUGCUUCGGAUAUGCUCAUAGAUUGCACCUCUAUUCAGACUACAGCAUUCUUGUUUCAGAUUUUUUAGCACACGGGACGCUCCUGGAUGCCAUAAACACCAACGUGUGUACGGGUGUCUCCAUGGAUGAAGUUUUGUGUAUACAUUACACAAUUGAGAUGCUGUCAAUGCUUGAAAAUUUGCAUGGUAAUGGCAUUAUUCAUGGUGAUUUUAAGCCUGAUAAUCUGUUGAUGCGCUAUGCUAGUGGCGAUCUAAGCGAAGAUGGAUUUGAGACCCGCAGUGGUCCUUGGCAUGAACAGGGACUCUGUCUUGUUGAUUGGGGUAGAGGAAUAGACCUGCAACUAUUUCCCAAGGAUGUAAAGUUCAAUGGAGAUUGUCGAACAUCGGGCUUCCGCUGUGUACAAAUGCAAGAGAAUAAACCAUGGAAAUACCAGGUUGACACUUAUGGGCUUUGUGUUAUUGUUCAUUUGAUGCUUCAUAAUACGUAUAUGGAGAUUGACAAGACACCAUCUCUCGGUGGCUAUUCAUAUCAACCCAAAUCACCUUUCAAACGAUACCAAAAAGUGGAUCUUUGGAAAAAGCUUUUCACGGAUUUGCUUAACAAUGAUAACGACGAGGAACAUUUGAAGAUAUUGGGAAACUUAAGGAAGUCAUUUGAGGACUACAUGUGCUCCAACGCUCACUUGAUAAAACAGCUAAAGCAGUCACUCACAAAGCAAAGAAUAUCAAUGUGCUCUUCCUAAAGCGUUUGUUUUUGAAACUCAACCAACCCACUUCAAGACUGGACUGGUUUAUUAUAACCUGAGUAUGUAAGAUGUUUAAAACUACUUGUUUGAUGUUCAAUAUAUAAUAUCUAGAAACUGUUGAUAGUUGUUGAAUGGGGUGUGUUUGAAAAGUA